This is a messenger RNA of Chrysemys picta bellii (western painted turtle), 1457 nucleotides long. The record is from RefSeq and is a predicted model, not a curated record. NCBI's taxonomy places the organism in Eukaryota, Metazoa, Chordata, Testudines, Emydidae.
AGAGCCCUCUACAGGGACGUCAUGCAGGAGAACUACGAGAUGGUGAUCUCUCUGGGAUUUCCCAUUCCCAGACCUGAGCUGAUCACCCGGCUGGAACGAGGGGAAGAGCCCUGGGUGCUGGAUCUCUGGGCCUGUGAGGAAAGAAAGGUUCCAAAAUGUACCAGCACAGGUGCUGAGCGAGGGAGUGAGUACAAGGAGGGGUAUCAUCAUCAGAAAGUUCCUGGGGAAGUGGAACCACAAGGGACAUUUGUGGGAAGAGAUGCAGUUAAUUUUCCCCAGUGCUUGGAACAGGGAGAAGCCUGAGGAAAUUGGCACAGGUCAGAGAGUCUGCUGGGCAACCACCCAGGGAAGAAAGUGGAUGACUCUAUUAUCUGUGGGGAGGAGACAAAGAUCCCAGAGCCCAGCAGAAAAAUCCCAAGGAAGGGACACCCAGGCACUGCCUCCAAUUUGGGAAAGGAUUAAUUCUAAGAUCACAGCUUGUGACACUUCAGACAAUCCAUACUGGAGCCAAAUCCCUUCAAUGCUUGUACAGUGGGGAAAGCUUCAAUAAGUGUUCAGAUCUUAAUAAACAUGUGAGAAGCCACACUGGAGAGAAACCCUAUCAAUGCCUUGAGUGUGGGAAAUGUUUCAGUUUUAAGUCAGUACAAAUUUCACAUCAGAGAAGUCACACAGGUGAGAGACCCCACAAGUGCUUGUACUGUGGGAAAAGUUUACCAUGGAGAUCAGUGGUUGUUAAACAUCAGGCAAUCCACAGAGGAGAGAGACCUCAAAAGUACUUGGACUCUGGCAAAAGUUUCACAUGGCGAUCAUCCCUGGCUAAAUAUCAGAGAAACCCCACAAAUGCUUGAACUGUGGGAAAAGUUUCAGCCAAUGAUCACAUCUCAUUAAACAUGGGAGAAUCCACACAGGCUCUAAACUUCUGUGACACGGGGCCAGAAAGGGUUAAGCAAGUUGCAGGUUAAUUGACUCAAUUUCAACCUUUAGAGCAAGACCUAGGUGAAGCGGAUAAAGGCAAAAUUUCUGUGAGGGGUGAAUUGUUGCUUAAAGACGUUCCUUGGGAAAGGAAUCCUCAUGGUAAUUGGUGCAAGCAGUUUCCUGUAGCCGAAGGGUGUGAAAGUGAUUUAGUCAAGAAAGUUUCACUUCCCAACAGCCAGAAAUUUUCUGUUGUAAAUGGAUUCACUGACUUUCCUUUUGAAAGAUUCAGUGUGGAUGGCUUAGAGAAGGUCUCGGAUGGAGUAAAAGCUGUUAAGGAAUUUAAACAGCCCUAUAACCAAGUGGCUCUGUUUGGCCAGCUUUUUGGAAAGACAAUGGUGUUGGAACAGGAACGUCUCCAUGCUGAUUCCAUAAGUAAACAGUCUGUGUCUCAGGGUGUGUCUACACUACGAAAUUAGGUCGAUUUAAUAGAAGUCAAUUUUUUAGAAAUCGAUUUGAUACAGUCGAUUGUGUGUGUCCCCACU